CAUGUUUCAAUGGACAUCAAUAGCACACAAAAUCAUCACUUCCAAAUCCACAUAUCCACCACACCAUGGCAACCACCACCACCACCAUCUUCUUAUCCCCAUCGGCCAUUCUCUCCACCACCACCACAACCACCACCCCACCCUCCCCAUGCAAGUCCCUCCUCCCCUUCAAACAGCCCUUAACGAACUUAACUGCCGCCGCCACCAUCGCCGCCAUUCUAACCACCGCACCACUGCCUUCCCUGGCGCAAGAGUUCCCCUCCUACCAAGUCUACUACGGCACUGCCGCCAGCGCCGCCAACUACGGCGGCUACGGCGGCAACUCCAACAAGAAGGACUCUGCUGAGUAUGUCUACGACGUCCCUGCUGGCUGGAAGGAACGCUUGGUGUCCAAGGUCGAAAAGGGUACUAACGGAACGGACAGUGAGUUCUACAACCCGAAGAAGAAGGCAGAGAAAGAGUACCUCACUUUUCUUGCUGGGUUUCGGCAACUUGCACCAAAAGAUGUGAUUUUGAACAACUUGGCACUCUCUGAUGUGGAUUUGCAGGACCUGAUAGCCAAUGCUGAUAGCUUGAGCUCUGAGGAGGUGAAAGAUGAUAAGGGGCAGCUGUAUUAUGUGUAUGAGAUUGAUGGGGUUGGCACUCAUAGCUUGAUCUCAGUUACUUGUGCCAAGAACAAGCUCUAUGCUCAUUUUGUCAAUGCCCCCACUCCAGAGUGGAACAGGGACAAGGACAUGCUGAGGCAUGUUCAUGAGUCUUUCAAGACUGUGGGGUCUUUUUAGUUGGAUUUUGGUGUUAAGCAUUUGGUAGAGGUAAUGAAUGAUGAAUGAUUGUAUAUUAUGAGGAUGAGGAUCUUUUGAUAAAUUUGAAAAUUUUACUAUCUGUCAUGUUUCUUGAUUUUUGGUGGGAUUUGCUUGAAGGCAUCAGUGUCUAAAAUGAGGUGUGUUGGGAAAAUUGAAGUAGCUCUUUGCAAGUCUAAGUUUUUGUGUGGUUUUUUGUUGAAUGUGAGUGUUUUUCUGCUUGUUCUUAGCUUAAAACAUUCAUUGAUGUUGUUUUUUAGUGGUUUUUGGUUGAAUUUGAAUAUUCCUCUGGAGUUGUAAUUAUUAUCUGUUCUAUGCAGAGGAUGGUUUGUUUUGA
Vigna unguiculata (cowpea) is the source of this 1137-nucleotide messenger RNA. RefSeq names its product thylakoid lumenal protein (Mog1/PsbP/DUF1795-like photosystem II reaction center PsbP family protein). Gene Ontology annotation, molecular function: calcium ion binding. NCBI's taxonomy places the organism in Eukaryota, Viridiplantae, Streptophyta, Magnoliopsida, Fabales, Fabaceae. Gene Ontology annotation, cellular component: extrinsic component of membrane; photosystem II oxygen evolving complex; photosystem II. Gene Ontology annotation, biological process: photosynthesis. The record is from RefSeq and is a predicted model, not a curated record.